Messenger RNA from Zonotrichia leucophrys gambelii, 2240 nucleotides. It is a transcript of the gene KLF8, whose product is annotated as KLF transcription factor 8. NCBI's taxonomy places the organism in Eukaryota, Metazoa, Chordata, Aves, Passeriformes, Passerellidae. Bases 54 to 1121 code for a protein of 355 amino acids. Gene Ontology annotation, molecular function: RNA polymerase II cis-regulatory region sequence-specific DNA binding; DNA-binding transcription factor activity, RNA polymerase II-specific. The transcript is spliced from 5 exons. Gene Ontology annotation, biological process: regulation of transcription by RNA polymerase II. The record is from RefSeq and is a predicted model, not a curated record.
CCGUGAGGGACGGGCGGGCCCGGCCCCGCCUCAGGGCACGGGCGGGCCCCGCCAUGCCCGGCCCGGCGACCCCCGGGUGGCCCCACGCCCCGCCGGAGCCGCCCCGAGGCGCCGCCCCGGUCGGUUGGUUGGGCCAGGGGAAGGCGACGCCCGCCAUGAGCUCGUCGGCGCUGCUGGCUGAGGGCCCCCUCGACCCUCCGGUGCUGCUGGCCGACAUCAAGACGGAGCCCCCCGAGGAGCUGCUGGCCAGCGACUGCAGCCAGCCCCAGGCCGAGCCCGUCGAUCUCUCCCUCAAUAAAUCCAAGGUGGCUCCGGCCUCGGCCCCACCGCCACCGCCUUCCACCUCGGUCCAGUCUUCCCCCAUGCUCGUGGCUCCCCCGGUUCCCGCUCCCAGCACCGUGUCCAUCCCGCCCUCCGGUCUCAGCUCCACCUCGGCCAUCCCGGCUGUCCUCUCGCCCGGCUCCAUCCUGGCCUCCACGCAGGGCAGCGGCGGGCAGCAGAUCCUCCACGUCAUCCACACCAUCCCCUCCGUCAACCUGCCCAGCAAGAUGGGCAACCUGCAGACCAUCCCCGUGGUGGUGCAGUCCCUCCCCGUCGUCUACACCACCGUGCCCACGGACGGCGUCACCGCCAUUACCGUGCCCCUCAUCGGGGGGGACGGCAAGAACGCUGGGUCUGCUUUUCUUUCCCGGACCCCUCCAGUGAAAAUGGACCCUGGCUCUGUGUACCCCAUGGACAUGAACAGCGACAGCGAGGACAGCGCCUCCGAGAGCGGCCCAGCGCCCUUCCAGGACCUGCCGAGAGAGCCGGCGGCGCGGGGGCCCAGGGCCGAUUCCCCGGACCUGAAGAAGCGGCGCAUCCACCAGUGCGACUUCGAGGGCUGCAAUAAGGUCUACACCAAAAGCUCCCACCUCAAAGCCCACCGGAGGAUACACACAGGCGAGAAGCCCUACAAGUGCACGUGGGAAGGCUGCACCUGGAAGUUCGCCCGCUCGGACGAGCUCACCCGGCACUUCCGCAAGCACACGGGCAUCAAACCCUUCCGCUGCUCGGACUGCGACCGCAGCUUCUCCCGCUCCGACCACCUGGCCCUGCACCGCCGGCGGCACGUCAUGAUGUGAGCGGUGCCCGCCGCGCUGGGAGCCGGCAGCGCCUCCCUCCCUCCAUCCUCCACACCCCGCGGCUCCGGCGGGGCGGGGACUGCGGAGCGCCGGGGCCGGGCCGUGCCCGCUGCAGGAGCCCCGCCAGCACGGCACGGCACGGGACGGCAAACAAUGGAUUCUGGACUGCUGCCCCUUCUCUCUUGUCCCCAGCUGUUUUUAUUCCUGGGUUUGUCCUCGCCUGGAGGCUCCUUGACUCCUCACCUGGAAUUCACCCAGCAGCUGCCUCUGGCUCUUCAGCCUCCUGCCCGUUGUUGUCCCCCCUCCGUGUGCUCCCUGUCCCCUGCCACUCCCUGGGAGCCGUGGCAAGGACGGGGGCAGGGAGUGAUGGGUGGAGGAGCUGAUGGCCAUUCCUGCUCCAUCCCCAGGCUGUCCCAGCAGGAGAAGGGACAUCACCUCUCUGUGUGUCCCUCAGCACGUGCUGGGCUUCACGGGAAGUGCUGGGUGUGCAGAGAGCCAGGAGGAAAAGAGGAAUCAAGAAAGGGGGAAACAACCCAACAGUGACCCACAAACAAGACCAUCAGCACCACACAAACGGAAACUUUGUGGAACAUGGAACUUUUCUUUUAUGGAAUUCUACAAGGGGGUGGGACAGGGUGGGGGGGGGGACGAGGGCCAGCAGCUCUCGGGUUUUUUGGAAGACUCUGGGCCACUUGAAGUGUUUCUAAGUUAAACCAGCGGCUGUGGCCACACGCUUUGCUUUUUAAUAAUGGUUUUUGAGGAGUGUUUCUUCAUCCCCCACCCCAGCCAACCCCGCUGGUUGCUGGGAGGGUUUCAGGAUUUGGGGUUGGAUGCUCUGAGCUGUUGGGUGGUGGGGACCAUGACACCUCCCAUGCUCAGCUCCCAGACUCCCUCUGAGCUGUGCUUUGCCCUGGCUGUGUGGGGAUGGGGGAACUGGUGUGAGGAAAGGCUGGGGGAGGGCACUUCAGGGACCUGUGGCCCCUGGAAACAACUCACAGCUGCUUGGCAAAGUGCUUUUCCUCAGCUUGCCAUCCACCAGCCAGGUGUGCCCUGGGCAGAGCUUGUCCCUGGCCUGAGGUGGUCCCUGAUGCCAUGGCCUGAGGGAGAGUCUGGCUGGGG